CAAGUCACAGUUGUCAGGUGGGAGCUUAUUACUGAUUAUUUUAUGAAAACGCGGGUGAAGAAGCAGCGGUGUUAAAAAAUACAUUUUAAAUCAAUAUUAAAUCUUUUAUAAGCAUGGAGUUUAACAGCACAGGAGGAAUGAGGAGUCCUUUUUCUCCUCGAGUACGACAAUCUAUCUCGGGGCGAAGACCUAUUGGACUGGGUUCGGCAAAGAAAAAUAGCAAGUUCAUGCAACAGUCAGAGCAACAAACCGGCGAAAUUGUAUAUAAAACUCCCUUCACGACUCUGGAAACAUUCGGAACACCACUUCCAGUAAUGGUUACAGAAACUCUUACCUUUCCAUCUAGUGAGGUAAGUGUCCGUCUGUCCUCCUGUGGUUGGUGUUGGGCGGUCUGUGGGCGUAAAGUGCUAGCAUGGCCCUGGGACACCUCACUCCCUGCUGCCACCGCUCGUGAUCUCACACUGCCACAGACAGACCUGGCACACAAAGCUGAUUUAGUUGUUCUGUUCUACGAGAAUGAUGCACAGUUGCCAUCCUGUAUUGGUGUGUCUCCGGAGGGGGUGGUCCGCUACUGGUCCAGUGUAGGGGCGGAGGGCGCGUCGUGUGACGUGUCGUGUGAGCUCGCUGGGCAAGAGUGUGACAGGCUCAUACAGGCCAGGGAUGGACUGCUGCUGGCCACCACCACCUGCACCCUGGUCAGAAUCACUACUACUAAGGAGGCUCGUCCGUCCGUGGUGUGUCACACUCUCCGUCCCCCGAGCGGCUGGCUGGGAGGUCUGGGCCGACGAGUGUCAGUACUGUUCUUCGGUUCCAUGCCGGCUAACCAUGACACGAAACUGGUGAAGGUGGUGUUGCUGAGCAGUCCUCGUGCGGACGAGCAGGCAGCGGACAAGGAGUGCGUGGCGCUGGUGGCGGGCGGACCGCUCGUGCAGUUGUGGGAGGAUGGCGACGUCAGGGAGGUCUCGCUUCGGAGACCGCUCUGUGACGCGCUGGCCAGGACGCACCUCGCGCCCGCCGGUGAGCUGAGCGGGCUGGAGGUAGCGGCGCUGGACGCGGAGCCUCACCCCGGCGGCGGCCUGCUGCUGCUGCUGCUGCUGACCGUGGCCGCGCCUCGCGCUCCCGACGCUAGAUAUGCCCUCGCUCACGUAUCCUUGGAGUCCGAGGAGCGUGUCCGCGUGUUGUCGGCGUGGUGUGUGAGGGGCGCACGCUCCGAGAGCCUCCCCCGCUGCCUGCCGCUGCAACCCCCGCUGGUCUACAACAGCGACGCAAUCAUCGGAGUCGCUCCGUCGGGCAAGGAUCAGGCGGACGUGUUGGAAGUGUCUGCGGAGGGCGACUCCAUCCUGGGAGCGUCCCAGGUGGGGGGCCGAGCCCUAGUGUUCACGAGACGACACGGGGUGCUGCUGCUACGGACCGCCGACCCCGCGGCUCAACAUCAUGCACCGUCGCUGUGCGACAGUCCUCUCGGCUCCCCGUGUCCCUCGGACGUGUUCGACGGGAACUUGACGCUGUACGAGAUCGACCCGAACGAGGUGGUGGCCAUAAGCGGUGACGCGGUGGGCAAGUUGAAGAGUGCGUUCCUGUACCACGUCCGCGGCCAGCAAGCCUCCGCCGCUGCCCUGUUGUCGGAGCUGGCCGGGAGACUCGACCCCUCCGCCACGGACCGGCCUCUGGAUCGGACCGUGGUCACCGUUACCCGGGAAAUGCUGGACGACGCGCCGGCCGGGGACCCCAGGUGGAAGCUCCCCAGUGGCGCGGCGACCCGCGUGUCCCUGGGCAGCUCGUGCUCGCUACAGGCGGCCGCCCAGCUCCACGACAAACAGAAGGUCUAUAACAUGUUCCUGGAUUUCCUGAGGAGCCGCGGACUGUGGAGGCGCCUGGGGACCGUCACCGGGGAGAACGGCGAGGGCGUGUCCAGCACGCAGCACGAGGUGUGCGCGCUAGGAGAGCGGCUGGCGGCGGCCCGCGCGUUGCAGAGGCUGCACCAGGCGGGUGCUCCCCUUGUGGACGCGGCGCUGCACCAAGUGGCGGCUGGACUGGAGCGCGCGCCCGGCCAUGAGGACGAGGCCGUGCUGGAGGCACUCCGGGGCGGCGCACUGUCCGCGGCCGACGUGUGCUGGCGGCGCGUGUCGCGAGUGCUGCGCGUGCUGACUGCGCUGUGUUCCCUGCCGCCGCCGCCGCACGACGCUCGCGCCGCCGCCUCGCACGCGCACCACGCGCUGGUCGCCGUCAACUCGGUGAUGAGCGCGAUGCAGGCGUACCGCUCUCAAUGUGACGCCGCCCCGCCCCGCGCCGCUCCGUCCCUGGCGCCGCACGCCCUGCUCCCAUCCCUGUGCUCGCUGCACACCCGCGCCGUCACUGAGUGUGCUCGCAAGUGUCCCGAUGCGUCGCUCCGUUCUCAACUGCUGGAGGAGGCGUCAUCGCUGGCUCGCUCCAUCCUCCUGGAGGCGGAACCCCUGGCCGAGGGUCGCACGGCACAUCUAUACGAGAAGAUGCGCUCCGACACCAUACAGCCCUACCUCGCCGAGGGCCAGGCGGAGCGAGCGGCGGUGCUGGCGGAGAAGUUCAAGGACUUCGAGCUGUUGAUACAGAUGUGUGUGGACAAAAACGACCUGGAGAGGCUGGACGGGUACAUGGACAAGUACGAGGACGAGGGAUUCCCGGAGAAGACGUUCGCCUGGCUGGCGUCCCGCGGGGGUCGCAUGUGUGCGUUGCUGGUGAGGUCGGUGGGGGCCCGCGUCCCUCGGCGCCUGGAGUCCUGGCUGGCCGCCGCGCCCGACCGCCUCACCCUCAGGACCGUCCACGCUCUGGCACGGGGAGAGCUCGACCUCGCCACGGAGCUGUUCGCCCAGCUCGCGGAUAACGAAAAUGUUUACGUCAACAGAAUGGCGACGGCGGCCUCGUUGUCCAAGCUGUGCUCGCUGGCCGGCGGGUCGCAGGAGGCCGCCAGCCGCGUCUGUCGCGCCUUCAGCGUCGUCCGCCAACACCGCGCCCUGCCCGCCGCCCUCACCCGGAGACACGCGCUCGACCAACACGAACCCAAACUGUUCACUCCCGAGGAGCUCAUACAGAUGUACAUUGAGUCCGAGAGUCGCUCGCUGACGGAAUACGACUACAAGAAGGCGCUCGACCUGACGGAGCUGGUCACAGACCUGGAGCGGAGAGACGACCUGCGGCUGAAGAUCUGGUGCGCGUGUAUCCGUCAAGACGACUGGUCGCGCAGCCGCGUGGACGCGCCGGAGCUGGAGAUGAAGGACAAGAUGUUCUUUAGACUCCUCGACCUCGUGCAUCUCAUGGGUGGAGAGCUGGACGCGGUGCUGCCGCCGCUGGAGGCCGUGGUGUCGGCCCCCGAGCUGGAGUCGCUGGCGGCCGACCCGCGCGCCCUCUACCUCCUCAAGUACGGCUACCAGUGUGUGGCGACACAACACGACGACCAAUAGAAAACACACACAAACACACACCCACACACACACAAUACGGGUUUGGGUCGUCGAAAGACUUACGGAGACUUUACAAUUUUUUAAUUAUUAUAUAUUUAGGUUGUCGUUCAUUUUUAAGGGUUGUAGAUGAAUAAUAGUGAUCGCUCCGUGUGUACUUUGACUCUGUAAGUCGUGGCGGGGCUCCGGACCCGGGCGAUGUACCUAACGUAUGAUUUCAUGAUAUUGUUCAGUUAUGUUCUCGUGUUCCUUAACGUUCUCACCAUUCGAUGUUGUUAGUUCAGACUGAUUUAGUUGUAAGAUGUCGGAAGUCGAUUUUAAUACUGUGACCUGUAAAAUAGUAAUGAGUCCGUAGACGGACUGCAGUCGAGCCUCUCGGAACUGUAUAUUAAUUAAUGUAAACGAGGUCUCGUUAAUGUCUCUUGAAUAAGAUUAUUUUUAUAAUGCAAAUUAUGAAUAUGAAUAAAUAUUUAAUAAACCUAAGUACUAUGAAA
Danaus plexippus (monarch butterfly) is the source of this 3928-nucleotide messenger RNA. It is a transcript of the gene Nup133, whose product is annotated as nuclear pore complex protein Nup133. Gene Ontology annotation, biological process: protein import into nucleus; poly(A)+ mRNA export from nucleus; transcription-dependent tethering of RNA polymerase II gene DNA at nuclear periphery. Bases 114 to 3437 code for a protein of 1107 amino acids. Lineage: Eukaryota; Metazoa; Arthropoda; Insecta; Lepidoptera; Nymphalidae. The transcript is spliced from 21 exons. Gene Ontology annotation, molecular function: structural constituent of nuclear pore; protein binding. Gene Ontology annotation, cellular component: nuclear pore outer ring. The record is from RefSeq and is a predicted model, not a curated record.